AUGGCCGAUGAUCUUUCGCAGUUGGGGGUGAGUUGGGUGGAGGAAUCGGCACUGCGUGAUGAAGUCGUGGCGGAGGUGGACGCCCAAGUUGUUGCGGAGGCCGCGAUGGAUGAGGCGGAGCUGCGCCGUCGUUGGGAAGCCCUGGGGGAGAUGGAGCACGUGGUUGCGGAGUUGCACUCGUUGGCUGCGCAGUCCCAAAAGGGUUCUGCGUCGUCGAGGGGGGUGGCGGAGGUGUUGGGAGGGAAAAGUGACAAGGAGGGGAAGAGGGAAGAGGAAAAUACCGCGGCGGUUCUCCAGUUUCGUCUGGCGAAGGCGCAGCGGGAGGUAGAAAACCGUGCAAAGCUGCUGCGCCGCUGGCAAGUUGAAAUGGAGGGCAGGCAGCGAAAACGUCUUGAGGAGGCAAAAAAGCAAAGACAGCUGGCGGGAAAGGAGGAGGAGGAGGUAGCGGCGGAGCGAAGGAAGAGCAAUGUUUCAGGCAACACUGCCGUGGCUUCAGCUGGUUUGCAUGGCGUGAUGGAUACGACGAGUAUAACUGCCGCGAUGAAUGUUUCUGGUCUUCAGGUGGCUUCUUCCUUGUCGUCUCUCAUAUCUGCUGCAUCGCCGCCAAAAGCUGCGGAUGACACACGGCGUGAACCGAAGAUUCCGCUAAAAGCCCGUGUCGUUUCGAAUGAUGCAGCGAAGGCGGCGCAUUCUCGCACUGCAACGCAACCGCAGCGGUGCAAUGGUAGUGGCAGUCAUCCGUCGGUGGCAAUGACGGCCUCCGAGUAUGCGGGUGGUGCCAUUCUGCCCUCGCUUUACCGCGUCACGCUGACGCGCUCGGAUUUGCGCUCAAAGUCCAUAAAAUACGCCGAUGAUGGCGAUCUUGACGUGUUCCACGCGCGACAGCAAAAACGCCGGCGGUUGGAGGAAGUUGCUGCAACCAUGGCAGCUUCACAUUUAGCCUUAUCGCACUCCGGCACUGUGAAGUUGGAAGCUGCUGGUAGCACGGGAUCAAUGAAAGUAAAGCAGGAAAACGACGAAAAGGGAGAAAGCGGCAACACUCUAAAGGAGGCGAUUGACGUUGAUGCGCUGAUGGAGAAGGUGGAUGAUGAUGAUGAUGAUGAUAAGAAUGUCAUGCGGCAACUGCUCAUGAAUUCUGGCGGUGGCUGUGAUAAUAACAGUACUGUCCAUUCUGUGAACCGGAGAGAACAUGAAACGUCUGUGUCGAUAUUCCCCGGUAUCUCUCUCUUAGCCAAUAUUUAUAACCGCCUACUGGAGCAUCAAAGGGAUGGCAUUAAAUGGCUGCUGCGGCUGCAUACACAACGGAUGGGUGGUAUUCUUGGUGAUGAAAUGGGACUUGGCAAGACGAUACAAGUGGCAUCUAUGCUAAAUGCCCUGCAUCAUUCACAGCAAUUGCGCGACCCUUGCUUGAUUGUAUCGCCCUUGACAGUUUUGCGGCAGUGGGUGGCGGAAAUGCACCGAUGGGCUCCAUACAUACGGACGUGUGUCAUGCAUGAAAGCAGUGCCACAAAUAUGAGUCGUGAGAAACUCAUUCAAUCCAUUCGGUCAACUCCGGCAGUCCUCCUUACAACAUACGCGGCUGUGCGGCAACACUGCCAUCUCCUACAUACGGCACGGUUUCAGUAUGUUAUUCUUGAUGAGGGGCAUAAAAUUAGUAACCCGGAGGCCACUGUGACACUUGCAGCAAAGUCCUUUCCAACACCGCAUCGUCUUAUUCUCUCAGGGACUCCGAUCCAAAACACAUUGAAGGAGCUUUGGUGUCUGUUUGAUUUUGUCAGGCCUGGGCUGCUUGGGACCAUGACAAAAUUUGUGGAGGAGUUUGAGGAACCGAUUAAUGCAAGUAAAGACGUUCGAGCAUCCCCUCUUGCGUUGGCCACAGCUGUGGAAUGUGCUCAGGCUUUGCGGGAGCGCAUCGCACCCUACCUGCUACGUCGGUUGAAGCGACAGGUCAUGAGUGACGCAUUGCCGCAGAAGUACGAGCGUGUCAUACGCUGCCCAUUAAGUGACGAUCAGUUGGAGGCAUAUGUGGAGUUAUUAACAUCAUCGAGAGUGCAGCGGCUUCUUAGCAGCACACUGACGAGUCCACAGCUGAUGGGUGGGUUGAACUGCGAUGGCCGUGAUGCAAAUGGUUGUCUACACAUUGCUGGGAUACGGUUUCAGUUGUUUCAGCGCCAAUAUCAUGGUGGCAUUCGUCUCGAGGCCUUCCGCGUGCUGAACGAACUGCGCCAGAUUUGUAAUCAUGUGGACAUUUUUCGAUUGCGGCGAGCCGCGAAGGAAAAUGGCGCGGAGUACUUUGACGACGACGAGGAGGAGGAUGAAACAGACGGGGUGGAUGGGAAAAAAAAGCGACGACGUGGGUCUCACAUGUCGCUACGCAGCAAUCGUUUAGUCAACUACUCGGGGAGCGGGAAGCUGCAGACGCUACAAAAAUUAUUGACGGUGUGGCAACGUGGUGGUCAAAGGGUGUUGGUUUUUUCCCAGACCCGCAUGGCGCUGGAUAUCAUUGAGAACAUGUGUGAACAAGAGGGGUUUAAAUACAUCCGCAUGGAUGGCAGCACAAGUGGCCAUCACCGACAGGAACUCAUGGAUCGUUUUAAUGAGGACGACAGCAUUGUUGCUGCGUUACUCACUACCCGUGUUGGCGGAGUUGGGGUCAAUUUAGUCGGCGCCAACCGUGUUGUGUUGUUUGACCCCGACUGGAACCCUGUGACAGACGAGCAGGCACGGGAGCGGGCAUGGCGCAUUGGUCAAACACGUGAUGUCGGUGUGUAUCGCCUUAUCGCAAGCGGCACCGUCGAGGAGGCAAUUCUUCGCCGGCAGCUCGCCAAGACGUAUGUGACGGAGAAGGUGCUGCACAAUCCGGCACUGCAGCGUUUCUUUCACCAGCAGGAGAGUCUCACGGAGACGUUUUAUUUGGGUGCGGAGUACGACAGCCGUGUGCCGGUGGGGAAGAAACACAUCCUUGCGACGCAGGAAAUAUCGCCCCUGUUGGAGGCAGAGGAGGAUGACGAUGGGCGUGAACAGGACGAUGGGGCAAAGGUGAUGCAGGAGAAGGGGGCGGCCGCCGUCUAUCGGGUGCGGGCAACGACGAUGACGAACAAAUUGAAUGCAUCGUCCACGCCGAGUACGUCGACUGCUGCGUCUUCGAGCAGGGCAGAGACGGCGCUGCUGCAGGAUCUCGUUGACGGGCAGGAGGUGCGUGUGUCGGGGGGAGACGCCAUUGCACGGCGUCUCGCACGUCUCUCUGCGGCACAAACGAUGCAGCGUGUGACGAACACAACGCGCACCAUUGAACAACAACAGGCCGAAAUGCGGAUGCGGGCCCUGCGAGAAGUAAAAGGUGAAAAUGGAGAUUGA
Molecule: messenger RNA, 3357 nt
Organism: Trypanosoma cruzi
Lineage: Eukaryota; Euglenozoa; Kinetoplastea; Trypanosomatida; Trypanosomatidae
Product: DNA excision repair protein, putative
Exons: 1
Coding region: 1-3357 (1118 amino acids)
Biological process (GO): transcription-coupled nucleotide-excision repair
Cellular component (GO): nucleus
Molecular function (GO): ATP-dependent chromatin remodeler activity; ATP binding
Source: RefSeq, a predicted model, not a curated record